Exserohilum turcica Et28A is the source of this 2715-nucleotide messenger RNA. RefSeq lists its product as uncharacterized. Lineage: Eukaryota; Fungi; Ascomycota; Dothideomycetes; Pleosporales; Pleosporaceae. The coding region runs from base 1 to 2715 and encodes 904 amino acids. Gene Ontology annotation, cellular component: nucleus; pericentric heterochromatin. The record is from RefSeq and is a predicted model, not a curated record. Gene Ontology annotation, biological process: lymphocyte proliferation; negative regulation of gene expression via chromosomal CpG island methylation; DNA methylation-dependent constitutive heterochromatin formation. The transcript has a single exon. Gene Ontology annotation, molecular function: chromatin binding; ATP-dependent chromatin remodeler activity; ATP binding.
AUGCCUGGAUCACCUUCCACACCCGCGUCAUCUCCGCCACCCGCUGGUAUGGACAACGAGAGCGUGUCAAAGUCAAUGCAGGCAGAAGAAGAGCGCAUGAGGGCGCAGCGCGAAAAGCAGGACGCGAAACGGGACGCGCAAUUAGAGAAAGAAAGGCAGCAAGAUAUCAAGAGUGGCAGGGAGGUUUUGGACAAGAAGUUCCAGCAAUUGGAGUUUCUCAUGAACAAGUCCAAGUUGUAUGCAUCAGUAAUGCUUCAGCAAAUGCAAAAGCAAAAAGAAGAGGAAAAUGAACGAGACGAAAAGACCAAUGGCCAAGCCUCAACACGCGAAAAGAAUGCUGAGAAGACGGCCGCCGAAUCUCAGAGACGAGCCACGCGCGGAACCACAGCAAACGGAACGGCGACGACAAAGACAGAAGAAGCAGAUGCUACAGUGAACAAGGGGCGCGGACGACCAAAGAAACAAGACACAAAGAAAGGAACGCUGAAGAAGCAGCAAUCGGACAUAUCUAGCUACUUCAGCAAGGCAGAGUUGAAGAAGAAGGUAGAUUCCGAAGACACGGCAAAAGACAACAAGGACAAUGUCAAGACCAGCGAUAUCGGAAUUACCGGCCUCAAGUCAGCUCGACAACCUAAACUGGUCACUGGAGGUGCAAUGCGGUCAUACCAGCUCGAGGGACUUGAGUGGAUGGUGUCGCUAUACAACAAUGGCAUCAAUGGCAUUUUGGCAGAUGAGAUGGGCUUGGGAAAGACUAUACAGACCAUUGCCAUGUUGGCUCAUCUGUGGGAAAACAAGUCGUACGGCCCUUUUCUCGUUGCCGCGCCGCUCAGUACCACGAGCAACUGGGUUGCAGAAUUUGAGAAGUGGACACCAAGCAUACCCGUCAUGCUCUACCAUGGCGAUAAAAAAGAGCGCGAGAGAUUACGCAAGACGAGACUACGAAACCCCGGCACGGCAGACUUUCCCAUCAUGGUUACGAGCUAUGAAAUUUGCAUGAAUGAUCGCAAGUACCUGACGAGCUUUGGCUGGCAGUUUAUCAUCAUCGACGAAGGACAUCGUAUCAAGAAUCUCGAUUGUCGGCUUAUUCGCGAGCUGCAACAGUUCCAGUCUGCAAACCGUCUGCUCAUCACAGGCACACCGCUACAGAACAACCUGACGGAACUAUGGUCGCUCCUUCAUUUUCUCCUACCUACAGUCUUUGAUAAGCUCUCCACCUUUGAGAGCUGGUUCGACUUUUCUGGAUUGAAAGACAAGGCAAGCUUCGAACAACUACUAUCAGAAGAGCGACAACAAUACCUGGUCAAGUCACUACAUGCAGUAUUGAAGCCCUUCCUGUUGCGUCGCGUUAAGACGGAUGUCGAAAGCUUGAUGCCCAAGAAGCGCGAGUAUGUUCUAUAUGCACCGCUAACGUCGAUGCAACGUGAGCUAUAUCAAGCCAUUCUCGACGGUACCAGCCGGUCUUAUCUUGAGGACAAGGCAGUAGAACGCCUCAGCAUCGGUCUCAGUAGCCGGGCAGGAACACCAUUAAGCAUUCGUAGUAAUAAUGGCAGCAGCAAGCGCAAAGCUCCUAGCGAUUUGUGUACUCCUAACAAGAGUGCAAAGACCUCUCGCGCGGGCACGCCUUCGUCUGUUGCAUCGACUAGGAGCCGAGGCCGUCCAAGAAAGAAUUAUGAGGAGGUCAGCGACCAAAAGUACUUUGCCAAUCUAGACAAGCCAGAAUCGGAGGAAGACGAAGAAGAACUGAGCUCAGAAGCGGAAGACGAGAAAAUACGCGCGGCAACCUUUGAGAUUGCAAAACGUCAACUCAUGCAGAAGAAGCUCGGAAAUCCUAUCAUGCAACUUCGGCUAUGCUGCAAUUCGCCAUACAACUUCUUCAACCCGUUCAUCAGGGCCGACACGGAUGGAGCCGAGACCUUUGCAUCGGAGACAGAACCAGAUGAGACAAUUGUGUCAACUUCUGGCAAGAUGCUCUUGCUGGAUUCUCUCCUCUCCGAACUCUUAUCCCGCGGUCACAAAGUCCUCAUAUUCUCUCAGUUUACCACAACGCUCGAUCUCAUUGCCUACUACUUGACUCUCAGAAGCUGGAACUAUUCCCGCAUAGACGGCUCUGUAGCACAGACCGACCGUCAAGAUCAAAUCCUAGCCUUCAACAAGCCGUCGUCUGCCAACAAAGAAGCUGCCGACAUUUUCAUUCUGUCCACGCGUGCUGGUGGCCAAGGCAUCAAUCUAGCAGCAGCCGAUACAGUCAUCCUUUUCGACAGCGAUUGGAAUCCGCAACAGGAUCUCCAAGCCAUGGAUCGCGCACAUCGCAUUGGCCAAACACGCAACGUUAUCGUCUACCGCUUCGCAACACGCAACACUGUAGAGCAGAAACUCCUCGAGUCUGCUGAAGCAAAACGUCGACUUGAAAAGCUGGUCAUUCGAAAGGGCGGCGUGCGCAAUGAUCGAGGCGGAACAAAGGGCUCAGAAAAGGAACAGGAGCUCGAAGAGCUACAGAAGCUUUUGAGAAGAAGUGAUGGCGAAAAGUACGAUAUCGAGGAGGCUAGUCUAGGUGGAAAACUAUUGCGUCCUGAAGAGCUAGAGAUAUUGUUGGAUAGGAGUGAGGAUGCAUAUGAGCGGGCUGAGAAGGGAUUGGAUGUUGGUGGAGACGGCGCUGUUUUCCAGGCAGUGGGUAAGCGGGAAGAAGGCGCGCUGAUGGAGGGUUUGCGCGCUUAA